CAGUUUCGAUAGGUUUCCCUCAGAACUGCAAGACGCCGAUAUUGCAUUACAUUGUAGCAAAAUGGCGGCUGUCAUUCAGAAUCCACUAAAAGCAUUGGGUGACCAGUUCUACAAGGACGCCAUUGAGCAGUGCCGCAGCUACAAUGCCCGCCUGUGCGCCGAACGCAGCGUGCGCCUGCCAUUCCUGGACUCACAAACUGGUGUGGCCCAGAACAACUGCUACAUAUGGAUGGAACGCCAUCACCGCAGCCCAGCAGGGGUGGCGGCCGGGCAGAUGUACACGUAUCCGGCUCGUUGCUGGCGAAAGAAGCGACGGCUGCACACCGCCACCGACCCCAGCCUGGGCAUCUUUGGUCUCAAGCUUGACAACGGCCUCAUGUCCAAGGACACAUUGCCCACCCAGAGCACAACUCUCGAAGCUCUGCUAAGAGGUGAAGGUCUAGACAAGAGGAACUCCAGGAACGAUGAAGAGAGUUUGCUGGAGAUCCAGAGAGUCCUCGAGGCAGACGCGGCAGAAGAUGCUUUCAAUGAUGACGACGACUACGAGGUGGACACGCCCAAGAGGAGACACCGAGGCAAAGGAAGGGGUCGGGGUUCAGGCCGGAGGAAGGCUGAAAUGGAUGAUGACAAGCCAUAUGUCUGUGACAACAGAUACAAACAAAGGAAUAAUUCCAAAUCAUCAACCUCAGUCUAUGCGAAGCGCUAUAGGAGCCGUACAGGACUAAGCUACCACUAUAACAAUUCCCAUCUUGCCGAGGAGGACAGAGCCGAGGAGAGGAGCUCCGUCUCAUCAAGGUCUCCUUAUGUACAGCCCACUGACAGACACAAACGUCCAAAGGCACCGAGCGGGGCCAGAAUUCCCAACCGAUACUGUGAGAAAUGUCAGAAUGCCAACAAGAAGCUUAUGAAAUCUGGCUCCCCCUGCACAACCUGCCAAUGCACACCUGACGGCGGCGAGGAGAAGGAGGAUGGCGGCGGUGGCGGUGGCAAGGCGGGCGGCGCCGAGGAGCUGUUUGCCACGACAUCAGAGAGCGAUGCCUCCACCUUUCACGGCUUUGAGGAUGACGACCUGGAAGAGCCCGCCGCCAACAGCAAUGGAUUAUCCAGCCGACACAGAUAGACACUCUCAUUUUCCAUCUACAAAAAAAAAAAAAGAAAAAAAACAUCUGGAUUCAUCUCUGGCAAAAAUCUGCUGCUGCUUUUUUUUUUCCCCCUCCUCCAACUUUUUGUUUGCAGAAAGCACAACGUGAUCACUUCGGGACAAAAAAAAAAAAGAAUAUAUAAGUUGUAUUUUAUCUACUGGAUUUUAAUUUAUGAAAAUUUUAUUUAUAAACAUCUAUAAAUUAAGUCAACUAAUGACUUUCAACCCCCUCCCCCUCCCCUCUUUGGAGCAGAAGGAGCAUACUAUUGUGUGAAAAAAAAAAAAAAAAACACUGGAACAAUCAAAAAUUUGAACAAAAGUAACUUUUUAACAUUUGGAGGCUGUUUUGAAUGUCAUUGAAGAGCCUUGACUGGAUCUUUCUGAAGGAUCUCGCUAUGACUUUGUUGUGCUCCGUGACACUGGAUCAUAUUUUUUAUUCAAACGUGAAGGAACCAGUGAACGGGCUGCCGCGAGCCAAUGGCGAUGUUUGGACAUGAAGGAGUCUAUUUAUUUUCUUGAUAGACACAAGCCGCGUAGUGAAUGAAAGGUAAGCAGAUGUGAUGAAAAUCAUCAGCCCGUGAACACUGUUGCUCAUACUGCAGAUGUUUUUGUUCCCCCCGCCCCCUCCCAUUUCUUUUCCCACUUAACGUUUUCACCAAGGGAUACAGACAAUUCAGUUUAGCUUGUCACAAAACACAUGACAUUGAUUUCUGUGUGUGGGUCAAUUCAAAAUAGAAUUUCAGAAUGAAGUUGUAAUUUCACGACACAAAAGUAGUGGCGGUGCCAAACAAGAAAACAAGUCCGAGAAAUUCUUUUCCAGAAUAAAGUUCUCGUUUCAGAAAAACACGUACAUGAGCAAGAAUUCACUCACAGGAUAGACUUAGUAAUUAAAAAAAAAAAAAAAAAAACCAAUUCUUGUAACACUGACUAUUUUCCUUCCAAUAUUACAACUUUAUUCUUGGAAUGCUGACUUUUUUCUUCAUAAAGAUACAGCUAUUCUCGUAAUACUGUGAAUUGUUUGUCCUAACAUUCUUUACUUAUACAGUAAUCGCUGGACUUGUGUAAGUCCUUAAAUCCGAACCUUAAUUUUCAUACAUUAUUAUUCUUUUUUUUUUUUUUUUUUUUUUAAUAAAACACCAUUUUGUCUUCUUAUCA
This is a messenger RNA of Hippocampus comes (tiger tail seahorse), 2296 nucleotides long. Its product is annotated as zinc finger protein DPF3-like. Lineage: Eukaryota; Metazoa; Chordata; Actinopteri; Syngnathiformes; Syngnathidae. The transcript has 10 exons. Gene Ontology annotation, cellular component: nucleus. The coding region runs from base 62 to 1120 and encodes 352 amino acids. The record is from RefSeq and is a predicted model, not a curated record.